Messenger RNA from Myotis daubentonii (Daubenton's bat), 2102 nucleotides. RefSeq names its product general transcription factor II-I repeat domain-containing protein 2-like. NCBI's taxonomy places the organism in Eukaryota, Metazoa, Chordata, Mammalia, Chiroptera, Vespertilionidae. The record is from RefSeq and is a predicted model, not a curated record. The coding region runs from base 97 to 1596 and encodes 499 amino acids. The transcript is spliced from 2 exons.
UCGUGUGAACUGCAGCUGGUUCCGAAGGCGGAGGCUCAGCAAAAUGUCUUUCACAGACAAACUGCAAUUCAAGAGACAACUACCAAAGCAAGUUUUAUGCUAUUAUUCAAAUUAGCAAAAGCUAGCAAACCUCUCUCUGAAGGCGAGUUUUUGAAAGAAUGUAUGAUAGAGACAGCAGGUCUCUUGUGUCCAGAGAGCAAAGGCAAGUUUGAAAAACUCAACUUAUCGCGCAGGACAGUGACUCAUCGAGUGGAACUGAUUGAUGAAGACUUGGCCAGCAAGUUAAAUAGUAAGGCAGAGUUCUUUAAGUUUUAUUCACUAGCAUUGGAUGAAAGUAAUGACGUAAAGGACACUGCUCAGCUCUUAAUUUUUAUCCGAGGGAUUAGUGACAAUUUUGAAAUUACGGAGGAGUUUUUAGCCAUGGAGCCACUGAAAGGAAAAACACGGGGAGAGGACUUAUAUGACCGGGUGUCUACUGUCAUCGAGAAAAUGAAGCUACCAUGGAGUAAACUUGCUAAUGUCAUGACAGAUGGAUCUCCAAAUUUAACUGGAAAAAAUGUUGGACUGCUAAAAAGAAUUCAGGAUAAAGUAAAAGAGGAGAACCCUAACCAAGAUGUUAUUUUUCUUCACUGUAUUAUUCACCAGGAAUCAUUGUGCAAGUCUAUAUUACAACUUAAUCAUGUUGUUAAUCCAGUCGUAAAGCUUGUUAAUUUCAUUCGAGCAAAGGGACUUCAGCACCGUCAGUUUAUUAAGUUUCUGGAGGAAACUGAUAUGGAUCACCACGACUUACUUUACCACUCUCGUGUCCGCUGGUUGAGUUUGGGCAAAGUUUUCCAACGAGUGUGGGAGCUCAAAGAAGAGAUUGGUGCAUUUUUGAAAUUAAAGGGGAAGUCUGACGAAUUUACUGAGCUGAGUGACAAGAAUUGGCUGUGUGACUUUGCAUUUGCUGUAGAUAUAUUUUCACAUUUGAAUGAGCUAAAUGUGAAGCUACAGGGAAAAGAUCAGUAUGUACAUGACAUGUACACUAAUGUGAAAGCCUUUAAAUCGAAGCUGAUUUUCUUUUCCAGACAAAUUUCAGACAAAGUCUUCACUCAUUUUCCCACACUAGCCACACAGAAGGAGACCAUCCAAAACGUGAAGAAAUACAGCAAAUCACUGGAUGACCUGCAUGCAGAAUUCUGUCGUCGGUUUUCUGAUGUUGAAAAAAUUGACCAGUCACUUCAACUGGUGGCCUGUCCUUUGUCACAAAACCCUGAAACAGCACCAGAAGAGGUGCAACUGGAACUCAUCGAUCUUCAGUCUGACUUUGUCCUAAAGGAUAAAUUCAGCUCUCUUGAACUAAGAGACUUUUAUGCUUCACUUAAUGAAGCCACUUUUCCAAACAUCCGGAGGAUGGCACAGAAGAUACUGGUGCUGUUUGGGUCAACCUAUGUUUGUGAGCAGACAUUUAGUGUCAUGAACAUCAACAAAGCCCCUCACAGAUCCAGCUUAACUGACGAACACCUCAGAUCUAUCCUGAGAAUAGCCACAACAAAACUAACUCCAGACUUUGAUGCAUUAGCUAAAAAAGGAGACCAACAACACUGUUCCCACUGAAGUUGAUGUUUUAUUUAUUUUUAAAAAAAUAUAUAUUUUAUUCAUUUUUUACAGAGACGAAGGGAGAGGGAUAGUGAGUCAGAAACAUCGAUGAGAGAGAAGCAUCGAUCAGCUGCCUCCUGCACACCCCCCACUGGGGAUGUGCCUGCAACUAAGGUACAUGCCCUUGACCGGAAUUGAACCUGGGACCCUUCAGUCCCCAGGCCGACACUCUAUCCAGUGAGCCAAACUGGUCAGGGCACUGAAGUUGAUGUUUCAAAGACCAAAAACCUUUCAACCCAGUCUACAUUGCCAUCUACCUCUACGUCCCGGGCAUAAUUUGGAAGUUGCACUAAAGAAAAUGUUUAAUUUACUGUUUACACAUUUUGUUCUUUUCUAUUUGUUUUAGUUUUAAAUUAUUUUAUUAUAUUUAAGUUUAAUUUGAAAGGCUUUUGUACCUUUCCUUUGUUAGGCAAUUUUAUUUUGCCUUUGCCAUCUUCAAUAUAGGGUAUGUUAUUGUGCUAUGA